CCAAACCCUUACCUAUCUUGCUGUUGCCUCCUCGCGCUAUCCCUCUGUCCUUCCGAGUCGUCCAUUAUUCUGUCUCAUAUCCAGCAAUUCACAAACCCUACAGCUCUGUCCCCUUGAUUCCUCUCAGACUUGAAGCUACUCUCCCGGCACCAAUCCGAGCUCCAUUUCACUCCUCUCGCCGCAUUCAAGCUCAAUCUCUCUCCUCACGGAUCUCAGUCUCAGAAUUUCAGCAAUCUUGCACUCAGCAGCGAUGGCUGACGGAAAGGUCAAUCUUCCCGACGAUCUCUUCUCGUCCAAAACUACCGAUGGACACUUCUCUGUCAAAGAUGAAGCAUUGGGAGGGCAUGGUGGGGAGAAAGGUGUUGUUGGUGUGCUUGAUGAUUUGAAAGAUCAAGUGUCAUCUGACAACAGCAUACCCUUAUCUCCACAAUGGCUCUAUUCCAAGCCCAUUGACGCUAGGGUAUCAUCUACCAACACUGUGGUGGGGAACGCUACUGAUCCCAUACUGAAAGAUAGCUGGCGUUUGGACGGGUCUCAAGACAAGAAAGAUUGGAGGAGGACUGUACCAGAUGUUGACAUUAGUCGCCGGUGGCGUGAAGAGGAGAGGGAAACAAGCUUACUUGGGAGAAGAGAUCGCAGAAAAGAAGAUCGUCGCCCAGAAAUCACCUCAACGUCUGAUAAUAGAGCCUUGUCUUCUGACCGUUGGCAUGAUAGCCGGGGUUCAGGCCAUGAGUCUCGAAGAGAGAACAAGUGGUCAUCAAGAUGGGGACCUGAAGAUAAGGAGAAGGAUUCACGAAGUGACAAAAGGAAUGAUAUUGAGAAGGAAGAUGUUCAUGUUGAAAAACAAUCCUUUGGUGUUAUUAACCGGGCAGGUUCUGAACGUGAAACUGAAUCUCGUGAUAAAUGGAGACCACGCCAUCGAAUGGAAGCACAAGCGGGUGCUGUGGCCACAUAUCGUGCUGCUCCUGGAUUUGGCCUUGAGAAAGGACGUGCAGAGGCUUCCAAUAUGCGAUUUGCCCCUGGGCGAGGAAGGGCCAAUAUCAAUGGGAACCUACAAAUUGGAAGACCUAUCUCGGGCUCUCCUUUCGGGUCUGCACUUAUGGAUAAGAAUAAGGUCGUAUUGGGAAAGCCUAGCCUUAACUCUGAUCUAUAUUCCUACCCUAGGGGUAAGCUCCUAGACAUGUAUCGUAAGCAAAAGGUUGAUCUUACUGUUGACACCAUGCCUGCUGGCAUGGAGCAUACACCAACAGUAACUCAGCUUGGCUCUGUAGAACCAAUGGCUUUUGUUGCUCCAGCUUCUGAGGAAGAGGCUGUCCUUAGAGAUAUAUUGAAGGGGAAAAUUAUUAGCAGUGAAGUCUCAAGCUACUCCUUUAGAGGCAAGGAUGGAGGGUCAAAUGAUGAUACAUCAGGUAUUGAUGAAACUGGAAGAGAAGGAAAACUCACAACCUCAAUUGGCAUGGGAGGAGGGGUCAUAUCAGGAUCUGAUGUCAUGAACAGUGCUGGUGAAUUUAUUGGUGGACCUUCAAAUGCUGAUGCCUCAUUAAAAAAUAUUGAAAUCUUGACGUUUAAAGAAGGAAACCAGAAGCAUAGACCAACAAUUGAUGUACAUGGAAGAAAUGAGAACUUUGCCAGCAGCACCGGAGAGGCUAGUGCCCCUGGUAACAAUGUUUCCGAUCCAGGAACUUGCCAGCAGAGACAAGCUUCUGCCCUUCACAACCAUGCCAAUCAGGAUCUUAUUGGGUCAGCUGCUGCUAUAAGUAUGAGUAGCAACCUGCCUAAUGAUUCUCGUUCUCUGUUUGAAUUUUCAUGUCUGCAGCAAACGCCAAGAAUUAAUGAGCAAGACAUAAAACCUAAUGAGAGGACACAUUCAAUUGAGAUUGGUACCUCUUUGGAGGAGUUAAGUCUGUGCUAUCUUGAUCCUCAAGGAGUAAUUCAAGGACCCUUUCUUGGGAUUGACAUCAUUUUAUGGUUUGAACAAGGCUUUUUUGGGACAGAUUUACCAGUUCGAUUGUCAAAUGCUCCUGAAGGAUCACCCUUUCGAGAACUUGGUGAUGUUAUGCCUCAUCUUAAGCUAAAAUCUGGAUCCACUUCUGGGAGUAACCUGAUUUCUCAAUCAGAACCUUCCGAUACAAGUGGAAGGAACCCAAAAGUAAAUGCACAUCCUGCUGACUAUGACAUGUCUCCCAUUAUAGAUGAUCAAUCUUGGGUUUCGUCCCAAGCUGAUGUUACCUUGAGUGUUGCUAUUCAUUCCCAAACGCCUAAUCAAAGUUUCUGCUCUGAAACCAAGCUUUCAGAUGAUCAGUCUCAGUCCUUCACAAAUUUUAUUGACCAAGAUGACAACAUCUUAUCCAAAAUGGCUGGAAGGAGCAAUGAUAACUCUUUGACAAGGUCUGCUGAGAUCCACACUUCAUAUACCCAUCCUUCUGGCAAAAUGGUUGCAACUGAAGUUUCAGGGAAUGGUACGCAUAAAGAGGCUGAUAAAUUGCAUCCCUUUGGUCUACUGAUGUCCGAGCUCAUAGAUGGUUCUCAUUUAAGGCGUGCACAAUCUUCCAAUGUAUCUUCGAGAUUAGGUGAAGAGGGUCAUCUCCUGGAUCCGUUGCAUGAUAGAGGCGCACCUUUUGGUGAUCAAGGCUCUCUUGGUGGUGUGGCUGGUCAUCCUUCGUACAAGGAUGCAUGGUCUGAUGAAUAUGGGAUAAAUCGGCAAUUUAAUAAUGCCCAUGUAGGUUCUUUAGAAGAUCACUAUUUGUCCCACAUGGGACCAAAAUUUAAUAAUUUUGAUAGGGCAGAGAAUCUCAUGUUGCAGAAGCUGCAGAAGGAACGACUUCAACAGCAGAAUAGUCUACCUUCUCAUUUUGCUUCCCGUCAUACCGUGCCGGACUUAGAGAGAUUUCCAGGCCUUUCACUUUCUCAGAGCAGAAACACUAAUGUUCAGCCGAUGAUCCAGAAUUCAGGAUCAGAUUAUGAACGUCUGAUGGGACUUCAGAUUGAACAGCAACGCCAGCUUGAGCUUCAACAACAGCAUGAGAUGCACCAACAACAGCUUCUCCAACAAAUGAAAUUGCAGCAGCAAUCACAAGUUCAGCAAUUGCUUCUUGAACAAUUUAUGCAUCAGCAGAUACCUGAUCCUAAUUUCAGGCAGUCAAAACUUGAUCUUAUGAGGGAUGAUCUGUUUGAUCAGGUUCAAUUGAGGAGGCAGGUAUUGCAUGACUUGCAGCAGAAUCCUCAUUCCUUAAGGCACCUUGAUCCAUCAGUGGAGCAGAUUAUCCAAGCAAAUAUUGGUCUCAAUGCUGUCCAAGGGAGGCAAUCUGACUUGUCAGAUCUCUUGUUGCAAGCAAGGCAUGGGAAUAUUUUACCCUCUGAACAACAGCUUCAGUUUCAGCAAGAACAGUUGCAAGCACAACAACUAUCUAUGGCACUGAGACAAAAGUUAGGAUUGGAGGGUGAACAAUUUGGAAGGUCGUGGCCAAUCAAUGAAACUGGACAUUUACUACGAAAUUCUUCAACCCAUCAGCUUACUCCCUCAGCAGGCUUUAAUUCUUCUGAUAUUCACAAAACGCAGCAUGGACUCUUGGCAAAAGACGAACAGUUAAACUAUCUAAGCAGGAAUCUUGCUGAGCAGAACCAUCGAGGUUUCUAUGAGCCUAAUUCUUUGAUGUUUGAGAGAUCUCCAACGGUUUCUGCUGGUGUUCCUGCAAUGAAUUUUGAUAGUGUAAAUGCUUCUGCCCAAAGAAUGGACCUACAAGAACGACUUCGCUAUAUGCACCCAUCUGAUCAAUUUAGUUCUUUACCCUCUCAGCAUCUACAAGCAUCUGAUGAACUCUUUGCUCGUCACCCGGAUGCAUUUGAGAGUUCCCUUUCUGGUAACAAUGGUCAUCUGGAAAAUAGUUGGACAGACCCACGGGUUCAACUACAGCAUCUUGAAGCUGGGAGACACAGAAUAGAGUUAGGGGGUACCAUUCCAUCAGCUAAUCUAAACAUGUCUGCAUCUGCUGGAGCACGUGAUGAUAGCUCUGCACGAGGUUUAAUGGAUGUGCUUCAUCAAAAACUGGGUCUUCAAUCCACGCAAUCAUCAAAUGCUGAUCAGUGGCAUCCUCUUUCAUCAAGAAGUCAAGACAACUCUUGGCAUGUCCACGAUUCUAACUCAGUAAAUUAUCCUUUUGACCGUUCACAAGAUCAGCAAAUCCAUUUGAAUGAUCCAUUUGAAGAAAGGCCUGGAAGUGCCAAUUCAACAGCUCAAAUACCAGAUCAUCUUGUCAUGCACGUGACUGACAAUUUAAGGAACAAUGAAAAAUUGCCUACACAGUCUAGAUCUGGAUCUAUAGUAGAAGAGCAAUCGUUCUUAUCAGCUAAUAAAGAUACUUUACAUCCCAGUUACAGAAAUCCACUCUUGAUUGGUAAAUCAACUAUGGAAAAAGACUUGCUUGAGUUGGAGGCAAAUAAGGGUCAGAGGCAUGAGUUUCUAGGAGGAAUGAAACCAUCACUUUCUGGCAUCACAGACUUGUCAGAUCAAUUAGAAAGCACCAUGAGUUCUAUGGAAUUGCCCGCUACUGCCCAGAGCAGACAUAGUUCACUAUGCAGUGCAGGCACCGAAGGGGGCGCAUACAAUCGUGAGAUGGGCUUGAGCAAUUCACGCGGAGAGGAGAUUCCUAAUGACAGGAUGUCUCCUUCAACAAAAGUACUUGAUAGUCAUUUCCAAAAGCGCCCUCCUGUAUCUCGCAUUUUAUCUUCCCCGGAUGUCCAGUCAGACCAAUCAGCUGUACCUCAUGCCAGUGAUGGGAGACGAGAGCCUUCGGGAAACUCAUCAAUCAGUGCCGUGGCUGAUGCUCAGACUUCUGGUAGAAAGGAGGUGCGAUUUAGGAGGACUUCCUCUAUUAGCGAUGGUGUGAUCUCUGAGACCUCAUUUAUAGACAUGCUUAAAAAGCCAGUUCUUAAUGAGAUGGACGCAGCCAGUGGACCUGCUGGUGCAGAUUCAUCGGACGGGGGAUCCCAAGCCGCUCGGAGCAGCAAAAAGAAGGGGAAAAAGGGGAAACAGAUAGAUCCUUCUCUUCUUGGUUUCAAGGUCUCUAGCAACCGGAUCAUGAUGGGUGAGAUUCAACGCCCAGAAGAUUGACAGUUGCUUGUAGAUUAGUCGUAUAAUUUUUUAAAUUCUUUUCUUUUUUAAGCCCCCUUAUAUUUGGUAAAGCGGCGGGGUUGGAUGUACAGUCCGCUAGAGCGUAGCCAUCAUUUUUUUUUGGCACAUUUGGUUUUUGUUAUUACAAAAUAGGUAAUAGGAUUCGUUAUUGAAAACCCAUAUGGCCUUGACUAGUGUGUACACUGUACAGUCAUUCAUGAGUGUAUAUACAUGGGUCGAUGACUUUUUCCUGUUUUGGGCGCAUGAGCAA
Messenger RNA from Neltuma alba, 5381 nucleotides. RefSeq lists its product as uncharacterized. The record is from RefSeq and is a predicted model, not a curated record. Bases 251 to 5110 code for a protein of 1619 amino acids. The transcript is spliced from 11 exons. NCBI's taxonomy places the organism in Eukaryota, Viridiplantae, Streptophyta, Magnoliopsida, Fabales, Fabaceae. Gene Ontology annotation, molecular function: protein binding.